CUCUAGCAUUGCUUGGACACAUCAGCAAUUGGCUAAGUCAAGAGUUAUGACCUUGAAAUGAAGACGUGGAAAGUGAUAGGCUGCCUGCUGUUGAUAUGGCUGGGAAUUAUGGUGUACAUGUCAAACAUCCUGUUUCAGUCCUCUGACAGCAACCCCAGUGAUAUUGAACGACAACUUAAGCGAGCACUCCGGGAACUAGAUAAACUUAAAGCACAAAAUGAUGAAUUCAGGGGUUUAGUGGCUGAUAUUAAAAAUCAGAUUAAAACAGAAAAUUCUGAGUCUGAUUUAGGAAAAAAGGUGGAGCUCAGAAAACCUAUCGCUGUAGCCAGUUCUAAAGUUUGUGAAGCCCCUGGACCUUCGCUUCAACACGAACAAAGGAGACGUAAAAUCGAAAAUGAUGUAGUAGAGUUUUGGUACUACAUGCGUUCUGAACUGAAGAAGCUAAAGAUCAGUUCGAAAGGGGACAUAAUACAUUUGGUAGACAAAGCCCUCACAGAUGGAGCUGAUUAUCAAAAAACGAUACAUAAGGACUUUCAUUCACUGAGGAAUGUUGAUAAUGUUGGUGAAUUGAUGAAAAAGGAAUCAGAGGAACUUGGUCAGCUUGUCCAACGAAGGUUUAAAUACCUUCAGAAUCCAAAGAAUUGUGAUACAGCUAAAAAAUUGGUAUGUAACUUGAGCAAAGGAUGUGGGUACGGAUGUCAGCUCCACCAUGUAACCUACUGUAUGAUGGUAGCCUAUGCCACACAGAGAACCCUAGUUCUGGAAUCCAGAGGCUGGCGUUAUGCCAGCAGUGGCUGGGAGUCCGUGUUCUUGCCUCUAAGUGAGACAUGCAGAGACAAAAAGGGUAGCAGCUCCAGGCCAUGGGCAGAUCCUGAUAUAAUUCGUGACACACAAGUCGUUGAGAUGCCCAUCGUUGAUAGUCUACACCCAAGGCCAAAUUACCUCCCCUUGGCCAUCCCAAAGGACUUAUCAGAGAGACUCCAGCGUCUACAUGGUGAUCCAGCAGUAUGGUGGAUCGGUCAGUUUGUCAAGUACCUGACCCGUCCUCAGCCUCGGCUACAAAAAGAUCUGGAUAAUGCCAAAACAAAGCUUGGAUUCACUAAACCCAUUGUAGGGGUCCACGUGCGGCGAACAGACAAAGUGGGUACAGAAGCAGCAUUCCACAGUAUAGAUGAAUACAUGCUUUAUGUGGAUGAAUACUAUGACAGGUUGGAGGCGAGGGAAUCUGUCCAGACCCGCAGAGUCUUCCUUGCUUCAGAUGAUCCAUCUGUCCUGCCAGAUGCCAAAUCAAGAUACCCACACUAUGUGUUUAUAAGUGAUUUAGAAAUUACAAAGUCGGCAGGACUGAACAAGCGAUACACAGAUCAUUCUCUGCAUGGCAUCAUCAUGGAUAUACAUUUCCUGUCUCUGUCUGACUACCUUGUCUGUACUUUCUCCUCUCAGGUAUGCCGUGUUGCUUAUGAGAUGAUGCAGACAAUGCAUGCUGAUGCCUCUUCCUAUUUCAAAUCCUUAGAUGACAUAUAUUAUUUUGGUGGACAGAAUGGACACCAUAUGGAAGUUUUAGAAAAACACAUUUCAAAACAGCCAAAAGAAAUAGAUAUGGAGCCUGGUGAUUCUGUUGGUAUAGCAGGUAAUCACUGGGAUGGAUUUUCUAAAGGAAUGAACCGAAGGACAGGAAAGGAUGGAUUAUUCCCGUCUUAUAAAACGCAGAGUAAGGUUGUCAUUGUGGAUCUUCCAACAUAUCCAGAGGCAGAUGAAGUAAGCCAGGACAAUUAA
Messenger RNA from Ylistrum balloti, 1776 nucleotides. Its product is annotated as alpha-(1,6)-fucosyltransferase-like. The transcript has 10 exons. The record is from RefSeq and is a predicted model, not a curated record. NCBI's taxonomy places the organism in Eukaryota, Metazoa, Mollusca, Bivalvia, Pectinida, Pectinidae. Gene Ontology annotation, biological process: protein N-linked glycosylation. Gene Ontology annotation, cellular component: Golgi cisterna membrane. Gene Ontology annotation, molecular function: glycoprotein 6-alpha-L-fucosyltransferase activity; protein binding. Bases 58 to 1776 code for a protein of 572 amino acids.